AUGUCCAACAGCAGCUCCAUCAGCCACUUCCGCCUGCUGGCACUGGCAGACACUCAGCAGCUGCAGCUCCUGCACUUCUGCCUCUUCCUGGGCAUCUCCCUGGCUGCCCUCCUGGGCAACGGGGGCCACCACCUGCACACCCCCAUGUUCUUCUUCCUGCUCAACCUGGCCCUCAGCGACCUGGGCUCCAUCUGCACCACUGUCCCCAAAGCCAUGCACAAUUCCCUCUGGGACUCCAGGACCAUCUCCUAUGCAGGAUGUGCUGCUCAGGUGUUUCUGCUGAUCUUCUUUCUUGGUGCAGAGUUUUCCCUCCUGACCAUCAUGUGCUAUGACCGCUACGUGUCCAUCUGCAAACCCCUGCACUAUGGGACCCUCCUGGGCAGCAGAGCUUGUGCCCACAUGGCAGCAGCUGCCUGGGCCAGUGCCUUUCUCAAUGCUCUGCUGCACACAGCCAAUACAUUUUCCCUGCCCCUGUGCCAGGGCAAUGCCCUGGGCCAGUUCUUCUGUGAAAUCCCCUCAAUCCUUAAGCUCUCCUGCUCACAUUCCUACUUCAGGGAGCUUGGGCUCAUUGCAGUUACUCUCUGUUUAGCUUCUUGCUGUUUUGUGUUCAUUGUUUUCUCCUAUGUGCGGAUCUUCAGAGCGGUGCUGAGGAUUCCCUCUGAGCAGGGACAGCAAAAAGCCUUUUCCACCUGCCUCCCUCACCUGUCUGUGGUCUCUCUUUUCAUCAGCACUGCACUGUUUGCCUACCUGAAGCCCCCCUCCAUCUCCUCCCCAUCCCUGGAUGUGGCAGUUUCAGUUCUGUACUCAAUGGUGCCUCCAGUCCUGAAUCCCCUUAUCUACAGCCUGAGGAACCAGGAGCUCAAGGCUGCAUUGUGGACAAUGAUGACUGGAUGGUUUAAGAAACAGUAA
Molecule: messenger RNA, 909 nt
Organism: Ficedula albicollis (Collared flycatcher)
Lineage: Eukaryota; Metazoa; Chordata; Aves; Passeriformes; Muscicapidae
Product: olfactory receptor 14A16-like
Exons: 2
Coding region: 1-909 (302 amino acids)
Biological process (GO): G protein-coupled receptor signaling pathway
Cellular component (GO): membrane
Molecular function (GO): olfactory receptor activity; G protein-coupled receptor activity
Source: RefSeq, a predicted model, not a curated record